AUGGAAGAAGAAGCUCAUUUAGUGAAUGAUCCGAGAAAUAUUUUAAGCUUCUCGAAGAGAAAGAAUCAAGAAUCUCGUUUUCAGGAUUCAGACAGCAGUAAAUCAUCUCCGUUUAAAGUACACGGACCAAAACCCUCCGAGGUUUACGGAUUUGUAGGAUCCAUUUCGACUGUUGUUGCCACAGUGAUGUUCUUGAUUUGGGCGUACGUACCUGAUAAGUUCUUGGAGUCUAUAGGCAUUUCUUACUACCCAAGCAAGUACUGGGCCAUGGCUAUGCCUACGUAUUCGAUAGUGACUCUGUUGCUCGCUUUGGCGUUUUACAUUGGUCUCAACUUCAUGUCUACUUCAAACUCAACCUCUCUCAAUACUUUGUUUGAUGAUUACAGCAGAGAAGCUGAAGAUUCUGUUUCUGAGAUGAAGAAAGAGGAAGACAGGCAAAUAGAAUCAAUCUCUGACAUUGGUAUUACAAGAAUAAACGAUCUAUGUUCAGUUCUGGUUAAUGUUUGUGAUCUAUAG
This is a messenger RNA of Thlaspi arvense, 516 nucleotides long. NCBI's taxonomy places the organism in Eukaryota, Viridiplantae, Streptophyta, Magnoliopsida, Brassicales, Brassicaceae. The record is from the annotation of a GenBank genome assembly.